CGAAUGUUUACUUUGGGACGUAAAACAAUGUUCAGGAUAUAUCACGUGCACGUGAUUCAAUAAUACACUAGAUUUCUCAGUCCCUGUACCUUACUUCAACGAAUCAACGUUAGAAGUAGUUAUAGGUAAUCUUUUUAAGUGAUAAUUUAGGUCUCUAUGUGCUUACUAGAUACUACUACUAGUAAUAGUAUUUUAUGGCCAUACAAUAUUGGCAUCCAUGUCACGUGACUCCAAGCGGGCCCUGUGGUUUCUAUAGAUAGCGAUGACGAACUGGGGAAUAACGAAGGUUUCGGUAAACGGUUACGCCGCUUGUUGUGUGACACAAAAGGACACACAGAACUUGUUGCGUCGCACACAGGGGCGGCAAGUCGUCUGACAAGCUCAGUGACGUACAAACGCAGUCAGAAGUCAAACCGUAUCGCUAGGUUAGUCCUAAAAUGGCGGUUGUGACGUGUACAAACUUCACCCUGCCGCUGGCUGUGAUGUUCGUUUUUGGUCUCCUUGCCGUAAUCUUCAAGACAGUCAAGCAGUUCACGUGGAUGGUAUGGGAUGCCCUGACGGGGGGAUGCAGCGUACCCGCCCCGACAACCGUCCCAGCUCCAGGGUCGGGCCAGGCUCUCCCCGGUACAGUCGUCCCUACCAGCGUGAACUACCACUUCACUCGGCAGUGUAACUACAGGUGCGGGUUCUGCUUCCACACGGCCAAGACGUCUUUCGUCUUGCCUCUUGAGACCGCCAAGAAAGGGCUGACUCUUCUCGCCGAAGCUGGUAUGGAGAAGGUGAACUUUUCUGGCGGGGAGCCGUUUAUCAAGGACCGUGGCCGGUACGUGGGGCAGCUGGUCAGGUUCUGUAAGGAGGAGUUGGGACUGCCCAGCGUCAGUAUAGUCAGCAACGGCAGUCUCAUCACCGAGGACUGGUUCAACAAGUACGGUGAAUGGCUGGACAUCCUCGCCAUCUCCUGCGACAGUUUUGACGAGGAGACGAACCGCCGCAUCGGGCGUCACCAGACGGGGAAGGACCACCUGCGCUGUCUGCGGCAGGUGCGGGCGUGGUGCCAGCAGUACAGGGUCGCCUUCAAGAUAAACUCGGUAGUGAACAGGUACAACGUCGAUGAGGACAUGAGCAGUGACAUCAUGGAACUGAACCCCAUCAGGUGGAAGGUGUUCCAGUGCCUGUUGAUCGGUGGUGAGAACGCAGGUCCGGAGGCCUUACGUAACGCGGAGGACAUGGUCAUCACGGACCGGGAGUUCGACCAGUUCGUCAGGCGGCAUGAACAUGUGACGUGUCUCGUGCCAGAAUCCAACGAAAAGAUGAAAGACUCUUACCUCAUUCUUGAUGAAUACAUGCGGUUCCUGGACUGUCGUGAAGGACGGAAGGAACCAUCUCGGUCCCUGCUGGACGUGGGGGUGGAAGGUGCCAUCCAGUUCAGCGGCUUCGACGAGAAGAUGUUUUUCAAGCGUGGAGGGAAGUACACGUGGAGCAAGGCUGACUUAAAGUUGGACUGGUAAACAGGGAAAUUCUGCUGUUUCCUGGUCAUGCCCGUUACAACGUUAUUGUUCGCACGUUAAAAAAAGUUGAAAGUUAUCGGACCGUUUCAAUUGCUCGAUUUGGUGGUGUACGAGCAAUUCUUCAGCAGAACCUUUUAUCUUUCUUGAACUUGACUUAAUUAUCGGACAACAACGACGAGAACAAGAUCACAGCCGAUGUUAAUUCUAUUCUCGUGUGUUACGUUUUGUUUGAACUACAUAUUCAUAUACAUAGGAAUCAACUGGAAAGAAAUAUGCAUGUAUAGGAAGAGCAGACCACUAAAUCUGGACCAAUAGACCGAAUUAGACUCAACAAAAUAGGGCACAUUUUUCGUCAGGUCAAAACUGAUCCGUCAAGGGCGCCGAGACGCCUAUCAAAUACUCCACAUCGGGAUACUCAUGUCGUCAGAACCCCCUGGUAUGUACCCCUCAUUCCGGUCACAGAUGUACAGUGACAGGUGCAUCGACGAAAAACUCACAAAUUGGCAGCUUUUUUGUAACUCAGGUUUUAUAUAUGUGAGUCUAGUGAGUCUGUGACAUAUUGUGCCAUGUGCCAACGGCAGAUAAACGUUGAUUUACAUCAUCACCUUUGCCACUCCAAGAAGAAUAGUGUGAAAUGUAUGUAACACUAAUGGAGUUCCCAACAAAACAAACACUUCUACAUAUCAACUGUCUGUAAUGUAAUAGUGAGUGUGAGUUGAAUGUAUUAACAGUUUGUUAGCAGUUUUAUUCAGAAAAGUAGUCUUAUGACUGUAAUAUGUAGUGUGAUUGGAAAUUGAUUCAUCGUUUUCACACUUUACAAUGCGAUGUUUACUGUUUUCAGGUAUGAUAUGUUUGUUUGAGAUUACUCAGUGUAUAGAUUUUAUUACUGUAAAUUUGUGAUUUGAUAUAAAUAAUUUUUCAUUCCUUCUACUUGAUCGUGAUUACCAUUGUUCUAUGCGCUGAUAGAUUUCUAUUUUGUACAAAUUAUU
Branchiostoma belcheri (Belcher's lancelet) is the source of this 2497-nucleotide messenger RNA. Its product is annotated as radical S-adenosyl methionine domain-containing protein 2-like. Gene Ontology annotation, biological process: defense response to virus. Gene Ontology annotation, cellular component: lipid droplet; endoplasmic reticulum membrane. Lineage: Eukaryota; Metazoa; Chordata; Leptocardii; Amphioxiformes; Branchiostomatidae. Gene Ontology annotation, molecular function: 4 iron, 4 sulfur cluster binding; catalytic activity. The record is from RefSeq and is a predicted model, not a curated record. Bases 438 to 1508 code for a protein of 356 amino acids. The transcript has 7 exons.